AGAAAAUAGAAAAUCGCGAAUUUCUAAAAAGUCAGAAAAUCUACGAGCAUUUUAUAAAUAUCAGAAAAAGCUCCACGAUUUUCCAGAUCGAUUUUCCAUAAACUAGAAAUUAAUUCCAAAUUACAGUGUAGCAAUCAGUAAAUCCCAACGUAAAAAACUAAUCCAAAAAAUCCUGAAUACAACAUCGAAAAUGACAGAGGAACAAGUGGGAGAAAUUGACGAUAUAUGGGAUUUAUCCAUGGAAGAAAGACAUGAUUUGUAUCGAUACUGGGUAGAAAAAUUUCGACAGAAAUAUCUUGGCAAGUGUAGAAUACAGAGGAGGCGGGGCUUUUUUUGAAGAUAAAACACAGUUAGAGGUUUUCUCCAAGUUAUCACAUAUGGUGACAGCUUAACGAAGCCAGAUUUCAGUUCUGAUUAUUCUGGAACCAGACAACCAUCAUUUUGUCUAUAUUCUAUAUGUAUUUAUUAAGUUUACUAGUGGUUGGUCGGUUAUACUAUUAACAAUAGUGUAAUUAACAUUGAUAUAAUUUGAUUUGACUUUUUCGUAAAUUUAGCCGACAUUCAUCGUGCUCGAAUUUCCUAUGAAAAUGCUGUGAUUCAACAUCAGAAAAUUUUACAGCUUGAAGACUAUCAAAUAUUGAGAAAAGCCAUUAUAAUUGCUAUGGUAAGCUCUUCUAUUCAUCUACGAUGUUGUAGGCAAACAGGUCUAUGUUUCAGACAACGACCGGCGCUGCGAAAUACUUCGAUGUUUUACAAAAAUUAGGUUUAGUAAGUCUGAUCAAUCAUAGCAAUGUUCUCUAUAUUAUUUCGUCUAGGCUGUAAAAUUGUUAUUGUUGAAGAAGCUGCCGAAAUAUUCGAAGCUCAUGUAAUUAGUUCGUUAACAGAAAAAUGCGAACAUUUGAUCUUAAUUGGUGAUCAUCAACAAUUAAGACCGAAUCCAACUGUUUAUCGUCUGGCAAAAACAUAUAAUAUCGACGUUUCUCUUUUCGAACGUCUCGUGAGAAAUGAUUUUCCAUCUGUACGAUUAAAUGUGCAGCAUCGAAUGCGUCUAGAAAUUUGCGCAUUAAUGAAACACUUUUACAAUGAUCUUCAGAAUCAUGACAGUGUGAAAUCAAAUCGACCAUCUAUUCUUGGAAUUCGAGAAAAUGUCUUUUUUAUUACACAUUCUCAUAAAGAAGAAGUGACUGACAAUAGUUCAAAGCAAAACUAUUAUGAAGCACAAUAUAUCAUUGAAUUAGCGCAUUUUCUAACAAAACAAGGCUAUUCGACAUCUCAGAUAACGGUAUUGGUUAUGUACAUUGGCCAAAAACACUUAUUAACUGUACUAAAACAACGAAAAUUUUCCAAAGUAUUAGAAGGUCUUCAAAUAACCACAGUUGAUAAUUACCAAGGAGAGGAGAACGAUAUAAUCAUUUUGUCAUUGGUUCGAAAUAAUGUACUUAAUGAUGUUGGAUUUCUCAAAAUUCAAAAUCGAAUUUGUGUUGCUCUUUCACGAGCACGAUGUGGCCUGUACAUUUUGGGUAAUUUAGAAAUGAUGCAGAAAACAAGUGAAAUGUGGAAAAAUCUAGCUAAAACAUUUCAUGAAAUGAAAGCUGUUGGUAAAGGCUUGAAUCUUUGUUGUACUAACCAUCCCAAAGCACCGUUUGUUGCUGUAAAUCCACAAUCAUUCGCACGUCGACCAGACGAUCCGCAAGAGCAUGGUCGAUGUAAAGCCGUCGUUGAUAAAAAGAUUGUCGAAUGUCAACAUCCAAUUAAGUUUGAAUGUUCUAAAAUACCAACUAUUCAAGAUUGUAAACAAACGUUUCUGAUUAAAUUGCCAUGUGAUCAUUUAGUUCAAGUUCCGUGCCAAAUUAAUCAAUUAAAGGUGUAUGACUCUGUCGACUGCCCUACACCAUGUAAUCAACAAUUACUAUGCGGUCAUAAAUGUCGUGGAACAUGCGGCUCUUGUCAGCAUGGUCAAUUGCAUAAACAAUGCCGGGAGAAAUGUGACAAAGAACUGAUUUGUGGACAUCUAUCAAAUUGCGGGCAUGCUAUUGAGAGGACCGAACUUGAUCAAUAUAUGAAUAAUUUUAUGGCGCAACAAGAUGAACAUCGUUUUAUUCGUCUUCCAAAAUGCCCAAGAUGUGCAGCAAAAAUUUACCAAUGUAAACGGUAUCAACAUAUCCUCAAUCAUCUUCACUCGUGGAUUGAAAAAGUCAAAUCAAAUCAACAGGAUAGCAAAGCAUCAUACCAGAAGCAACAAAAGCUGAUAAUCCGAAGAAACUUUUAUGUAUCAUCAAGUGAAUCUGUACGAACAAUAAUUAAAAGUUUAAACAUCAUGGAAGAAAAAUCAAUGAAUGAAGAUGAACUGAAUUAUGUUGAAAAUACGUUGGUUCUUCUUAGAGAGCUAGAUCCUUUGUUGUUAUUUGCUAAGAAUGCAUUUAUGCAUAAAGACCAAGAAGUCAAUCAGAAAGUCAAUUAUUGGAUUGGUCUUGUCGUUUCAUUCAUGGGCGCAUAUAAAUAUCGUUAUACUCCACAACAAUUGAACGAUAUAAAACAAGAAUUAGAUAGAAUAAAGGGUUUUAUGUAUCUACAUUUGUUGAUGAAAGAAAUGCAACUCAAGAGUAUUGAACCAGAUAUCGAUUGUCAAAAAAUGUUAAAUGAACUAAAAACAUUAACAACAAAAUAUAGUUCGUUUACGACAAAUGAUUGUGAAAUAUUUUACAAGAUUUUCAACCACCUGGUUGAAAAAUUGAAUAUACCCGUGCUUGGUGUACGUAGAAGCAUACAAAUGUCAAGAUCUACCACUACGAUAGAUUCAAGGCAGGAGAAUUGGUUCUAUUGCGUAAACGGUCACACAUAUGUUGGCAAAGAUCAAAAGCCAAUUUCUUGUCCACAAUGCCAACAUAAUGAAUGA
This is a messenger RNA of Didymodactylos carnosus, 2896 nucleotides long. The record is from the annotation of a GenBank genome assembly. NCBI's taxonomy places the organism in Eukaryota, Metazoa, Rotifera, Eurotatoria, Philodinida, Philodinidae.